GCACUCGUCGAGCCGCGCGCCCGAUCCCAGCGACUCUUCAGCGUCAUCCGCACAUACCCUCGUCCUCGUGCACGCUCCGGCGCCGCCGCUCCAAGAGGCCGCGUCGGGGCGCACCGCCUCUGUCCGGGGCGACGUCCAGGACGGCGGACUCGUAGCGUAAGAUAGGCCAUUCGUACGAGGUCGAACGAGUUGUCUUCAAGUCCAGCGCGGCGCGUGCGUAGGCGGCUACUCGAGGCACGGAUUGGUGGGCGAUGCGGAAGGCCUGAGUUGGAGUACACGAAGGAUGUCGCACAAGACGAGGAGGUGUGGCGAGACACGUUGGAGGUCUGUCAGGUCGUCGAGGUGCUCUCCGACGGCGAACACCCCCUCAGCGCUGAGCGUCGGGCAUGUAGCGGUUGAUCGUCUAACAGUGUUGGCAGACACUGCAGGCGCACAGCCGGCUACCCCUCCACCCAAGGCGCUUCGCCACCACCGCCGCCACGGGUCCACCACCAAGCCGAACCUGUUCCGGGUAGAGCUUGUACGCCAACGCGGUGCCCUUCGACGACAGUUUGGGAUCCUCUUCGUCGGUCCUGCGCACCACGCGCCUUGUCCGUUGGGGAGGAGCGGACUAGGGGUUCGACGGCCGACUCUUGCGCGCGCGUUCGUGCGCACGCUCGCGUUGUCCUGCUUUGCGCGGCGCCUCGAGCGCGACCGCUGGCGCUGUCCCGUUUGCCACCACGCGUCGGCUGCUGCUGCUGCGGGCUACGAGGAGGCCGCCGUGGUCGGUCCUGGCAGGGACCGGCACUGCGCCGUGUUCUCGUUCGGCCGUGGAGGAUCUCGCAGAUGGCAAUGGGCUGGUGGAAGCGCACGGUCUUGCGCAAAGCGCCAGCCGACUUCGUCCUCGUCGUCCGGGGUCUGCGUUCUGACGAAUCCGAGAGACUACGCCACGUUGCUGCUGCUUCCUUUCCGUGGUCGUGUAGUAGGUUGUGGGAGUUGGUAGCUCUGAGCAACUUACUGCCCCUCGCGGGUCGUACUUAUAUACCUUCUCGAGUGCGAGCGAGCUUGGUCCUGCCAUAGGGUGACUCCAUGCGCGCGACAGGGGCCUCCAUUGUUGCAUUGCUGCGGAGGCGGUGUGCAGACAAAGCUCCAGGGAUCGAGUGCUUGGUUCGUCGUCCAAUGCUGGCGCGAUCGCCUAUCC
This is a messenger RNA of Trametes versicolor FP-101664 SS1, 1180 nucleotides long. RefSeq lists its product as uncharacterized. NCBI's taxonomy places the organism in Eukaryota, Fungi, Basidiomycota, Agaricomycetes, Polyporales, Polyporaceae. The record is from RefSeq and is a predicted model, not a curated record. Bases 284 to 982 code for a protein of 232 amino acids. The transcript has 3 exons.